Culicoides brevitarsis is the source of this 849-nucleotide messenger RNA. RefSeq names its product nucleosome assembly protein 1-like 1. The record is from RefSeq and is a predicted model, not a curated record. The coding region runs from base 1 to 849 and encodes 282 amino acids. Gene Ontology annotation, biological process: nucleosome assembly. The transcript has 3 exons. Gene Ontology annotation, cellular component: nucleus; chromatin. Gene Ontology annotation, molecular function: histone binding; chromatin binding. Lineage: Eukaryota; Metazoa; Arthropoda; Insecta; Diptera; Ceratopogonidae.
AUGGAUGAUGAUAUCACCGAAUACACGAGGAAUGAAAGACCUCGAUAUCCCUCGGUGGAUUAUUCGUUGUUGCCGCAUGCAACUGAAUCAGUUCUCAAUUUGCCAGGUGGUUUGACGCCCGAAUUGAUACCAAAAAUUCAGUAUUUGAAGAAGUUGCAGUUGCAAACAGUGGAAUUAGAUGCGAAAUUUCAUGAAAAGGUUUUAGAGUUGGAAAAGCAGUUUCAGAUCGAACAUGAUAAAAUUUUUAAAGAGAGAAGUGAAGUUGUGAAUGGAUUGACUUCAGUUGAUGAUGAGGAAGAAAAUCACGAAGGAAUUCCAGAUUUUUGGUUAAUUGUGUUGAAACGAGUUCCGGGAGGUUUGGUGAAGGAAUGGGAUGAGCCAGUGUUGAAACACUUGUAUGACAUAAAAUACAAGACAAAAACUUAUCCGCAACCACUUUCGUUUGUUCUGGAGUUCCAUUUUGCUCCAAACGAAUAUUUUACGAACGAAAUUUUAACCAAAGAAUAUUUUUUGCGAUGUUCUCCUGACGAAGGUGACCCUUUGUCGUUUGACGGUCCUGUGAUUAUUCACUCAAAGGGCACGAAAAUUCAUUGGAAGCCCGGUAAAAAUGUUACCGUUCAAAUGGAGCGCAUGCAAGAUAACGGCGAGAAGGAAUUUCAACCUCAAAUCCAAGCAGAUUUUCAAAUCGGACAUUAUUUAAAAGACUGUGUCAUUCCGCGCGCUGUUUUAUUCUUUACUGGCGAAGUCAAGGGCGACGUUGAUCCAGAUGACGCUCGCAUGGAAAGUCUCACAAUGAUUUAUUCCAAUCCUUUUGAAGAAAUUCCAGACGACUUAGAACUUGAUGACUAA